AUGUCGUCCUCGGCCGUUCCUCUCCUCAGACCACCGGUGCCUGGCAAUCGCAGCAACGGACCUCGACCUCCAAAACUCACGCUGGGCAUUCCUCCAUCCCCCAACAGCAGACCCGUCGACGGGAAUGGCGUCGGCCCCGCAGUCGCAGCAGCAGCAGCAGCCCCCGAAGCUCCCCAGCCUCAGCGACCUUCUACUCGUCCCGCUCCUCCUCAGCUGCGACUCGCGACCCCAUGGGAAGUGCCCCGACUGGCGAAUGGCAGACCAGCCCCUCCGCCUCUGGCAACCACGGGGUUGAACGAAUCGAACGGACAUUCGAGAUCCAGCAGUUUUACGUAUCUGGAUGGGAAAGCUAGCGGUCCGGCAUCCGCAUCAUCGUCGAAUUACUCCGCCCUCUCAUUCGCCAUGGGUCUCCGGCAACCGCACGGCAGCACUCCAGAUCCCUCGUCUGCGAUCAGCUCGGUGUACUCCGACAGGGAGGGAGGUGUGCAGAUGGAGCGCGAUAACAGCGUCAACGGACUUCUUCCCGAUUUGGAUAAGUUGAGUCUGGAAAAGGGCAGGCCCCUGGACGUUGAUGAUUUGGAUGAUGAAGGGGCUGGUGGUGCCGUUACACGUUGCAAGCUCAAGGACGGCAAGACCGUUUUUGCCCUGAAGAUCAUCACGACCGACCCAAACCCAGAUGUGAAGAAGCAGAUUGUUCGAGAACUCAACUUCAACAAGGACUGUGCGUCAGAACACAUCUGCCGCUACUACGGCGCUUUCAUGGACAAGUCCACGGGAACAAUCUCGAUUGCGAUGGAGUUUUGCGAAGGAGGAAGUUUGGACAGCAUUUACAAGGAGGUUAAGAAAUUGGGAGGGCGAACAGGAGAAAAAGUGCUCGGCAAAAUCGCUGAAGGCGUCUUGAAUGGUUUGACAUACCUACAUAGCAGAAAGAUUAUCCAUCGAGAUAUCAAACCUUCAAACAUUCUCCUAUGCCGAAACGGCCAAGUGAAGCUCUGUGACUUUGGCGUCAGCGGCGAGUUCGGGACCAAGGGAGACGCCAACACAUUCAUCGGUACAUCCUACUAUAUGGCUCCUGAACGAAUCACUGGCCAAUCUUAUACCAUUACAUCCGACGUUUGGUCCCUCGGUGUGACGCUGCUGGAGGUUGCCCAACAUCGUUUCCCGUUCCCCGCCGAUGGCACCGAGAUGCAGCCACGAGCCGGAUUGAUAGAUCUUCUUACAUACAUUGUUCGCCAACCGAUUCCCAAGCUGAAAGAUGAGCCCGAAAACCGUAUUCGCUGGUCCGAUAACUUCAAAUACUUUAUUGAAUGCUGUCUCGAAAAAGAACCUCCACGAAGAGCUACACCAUGGCGGAUGCUGGAACAUCCCUGGAUGCUGGACAUGAAGAAUAAAAAGGUUAACAUGGCCAACUUCGUCCGGCAGGUGUGGGGCUGGCAAGAUUGAUUCCCCCAGUCCUGGACUCUCUGCAGAUUUCAGCCUUCAUUAAAUCCGUUUCAUUCCCUAAUCACCACCCACCGACCGCAACAUUGACUUAAUCUCAUCUACAAUAAUGCCCUUGCAUAUAUUACGGUCUCUCCUUCAACGCUUAACAAGUGGCUGGGCCUUCUUGAUUGACCAGGAUGUCAAAAAGCAUACGAAACCUUGCAUUAUGACGACAUUCAUUACCUCUCAUUGCAAUGUCAUUCCUUUGAGUGAGCAGCUGGAGUUGAAUCAUAUUCUUCUUGGUUUCCACUUUCUCAUACUUUUGUUCCGCAAUGUUUCUUCAAAAUUUGAGAAGAGUUCGAAGACAUCUGCCGGCGAGCAGCAGUGCUGACGCUUUUUUUUUUUUUUUUCAUGGAUGCCGAACGGGAUAGCUGGGACUCGAUCUCUUUGUGAGUUUUCAAUGUCGGUUCAGCCUGAUUCUUCUUGAGUAGCUGCAUCUGUGUGUGUUGU
This is a messenger RNA of Aspergillus novofumigatus IBT 16806, 1932 nucleotides long. Its product is annotated as putative MAP kinase. Gene Ontology annotation, biological process: protein phosphorylation. NCBI's taxonomy places the organism in Eukaryota, Fungi, Ascomycota, Eurotiomycetes, Eurotiales, Aspergillaceae. The transcript is spliced from 6 exons. The record is from RefSeq and is a predicted model, not a curated record. The coding region runs from base 1 to 1443 and encodes 480 amino acids. Gene Ontology annotation, molecular function: ATP binding; protein kinase activity.